Molecule: messenger RNA, 3544 nt
Organism: Brassica rapa (field mustard)
Lineage: Eukaryota; Viridiplantae; Streptophyta; Magnoliopsida; Brassicales; Brassicaceae
Product: probable FBD-associated F-box protein At1g32375
Molecular function (GO): protein binding
Source: RefSeq, a predicted model, not a curated record
CACCAGAAGUUUUCUUUGCUGAGAUAGUCAUUUUUUUUCUUCUUUUUGGUUUAAGAAACGUAGAUCAUUACUUUUAUUCAAAAGUUAAGUACAAUUUUCUGGUUGAUGCUGGUACAAUAUAUUUGUUAAUUUGUACUAUAUUACAUAUAUUUUCAUGAUCUUAUGGAAAAUGUACAUCAAAAGAAAUGUAUCAUAUGAUCUUUUUUUAAAAGAUGUUAAAAUACAUAUUGAUUCAAACAAUUUAUACCAUUUUAAACUAAAGGAACUUUAAAAAAAUGAUCUCAUGCGACAUACAACAUUAGAAAAAAGUAUCUCGUGUGCUAACAAAUGUUUACACUAAAGAGAAUGCAUAUUUGUUUGGCGUAAACGACACAUUUUAGGUUUAACUCUUAUAAAAUUAAAUUUAUAGUGACUUUUCUAAUAUACCUUCUCUCAAUAUCUCACAAAAUAUAAAUUUGCUCUCACAUUGAUUUCCGUCCCCACUAUCUCUUACAAUUUGGAAUUAUUGACGAAGUACGAACUCAUAAUGUCGACAAGUAAAAAUCACAUAAUGGACAAUGGUCAAGGACAUAAAUCAACACAUGGCUAGUAAGCCUAGUAUAGAUGCUCUCGUGUUCUGUUCUAGGGUUUUGUACACUUAAAGUCUUCGCUAAACGACAAACAUUAGCAAAUUAUUACUUCAAAAUUAAAUUUCGUGACCAAUAACGAAACAUACUCAUGUAUUAUACGGUCAUACGGACGAUGUAUGAGUAUGACGGCUUUCAGGACUCAAGUCGGUUUUCGCCCAAUAAAAAUUGAUGGGCUUGCUCACUGUUUCUCAACCAAUGUCCAAUCCAAUAUCGAAUGUCUUUGGAUCGUUGGAACAGGCCUGGAACCAUAUAAUUCGUUUCCUAGUGUGUUGUACAGUCAUCGAGUUUUGGAUGAUUAUAUAACAUGUUUUUUUUUUUGAGAAAGAUUAUACAACUUGUUUCUUUAAACGGGUUUUAUUAAGAUAGCGUCUCACUGCCUGCGAAUGAUGUUAUGGCCAUAAUUGGUGUUGUCAAAACGAGCCAUCUAGCCUCUUUGGACGGUGAUGCCAAAAUUCAUAUACGAUGAUGAUAGCCAUUAGACACCCACUUAUCCCUAGAAAACCAUAAGCUUAAUUAACUUGCAUUCAUCGUUUUACUAAUAACUAAAAGUUUUAAAAUAUAAAAUCUGUUAAUUCAGAUAAGUAUAAAAUGAAUAAUUUUUUUAUCUUUUUAUUAAUUCUCACGUACGUAAAAAAAGUUAUUAAAAUUAGGGAUAAUUAUGUUAAAUUGGUAUAUAUAUAUAUAUAUAUAUAUAUAUAUAUAUAUAUAUAUAUAUAUAUUUAAUUUGGAAGAUACGGUCUAUUUUACUUACUUAGUUUUGUUUUGUUUUUCCCAUAAUUAUCUCAUUUUAAAAAAGACAAAUCUCCAAAAUAGCACCUUUCUAAGUUUAUAUCACAAAAAUAGCACUCAAAAACUAAAAUGACCAAAAAUAGCAUUUUAUCUUUUGAAAAAUUUAAUUUUUUUUAUUUUUCAAAAUUUGAAAUCUUAUCCCCAAAACCUCACUUCUCAACUCUAAACCCUAAAACCUAAACUCUAAACCCUAAACCCUAAAUUCUAAACCCUAAACCCCACCCCUUGAGUGCUAUUUUUGUAACUUUUGGCCUUGAGUGCUAGUUUGGGAACAAAAACUUGAUUUAGUGCUAUUUUGGUCUUUUUCUCUAAUAUCUAUGAUUAAUUAGUUCUUUUGAAAUUAUGAUAUUUAAAAAGCUUUCUUUUUGGUAUGACAAACUUUUUUUGAAGUGUGUGAAAAUUGUAAAAUCUUCUUCUAACUUUUAACACUUUAGUAUUCACGUAAUUCAAUUUGAUAAUUCUCAAUUGACUAAGUGUCAAUUUCAUUAUAUGUAUUAGUAUUAUUUUCAGCAAUCUUCUUUUAGAAUUCUUUUAUAUUUUUUCUUGCGGCAAUGCCUCUAGGGCUUUAGGAGAACGUGGAAUCUAAAGCGAUUCGAACUGGUGUCUAAGGUAUCUGCCUGUCUGUGAAAUUUUUGUAAUCCUCGUUUUACUUGCUGACUUUGAAGUAGUUUUUAUUCAUAAAUAACCUAGGGCCUUGCCUUGACCUAGUUGUCGUCCUUGAUUGCUUAUGACUGUUUACCUCGUUGUUCAGAAUCUCUAUUUCGUGUCAUUGCUUUGUAAGGAAUUUCAAAACAAGAAGCCACAUUGUCAGUUAUAAUAUGGAUUUGAUAAGUGAGUUGCCUGAAUCGCUGCUCUUGAGCAUAUUGUCGCUACUGCCUGCGCAAGACGUUGCGUCAACGAUGCUUUUGUCUAAACGAUGGCGGUUUCUUUGGACGUCCGUGCCAAGACUUGAAUAUGAUGAUAGCUACCAGAGUAUUGAAUACGGAAGAUUCUCCCGCUUUGUAGACAGGUUUUUGUUUCUGCACGAAGCUCCCGUGAUAGAGACUUUGCAUUUUAAACUUGGUAAAACCUGUGGUGGUGAAGAUAUCCGAGUGUGGAUUAGAGCUGCAGAUAAAUUCUGUGUGCGUGAGUUGAUUUUCGAAAUCGACUCGUCGUCUAAUGAUUCUCCACCCAUACUACUUCCAAGUAGUUUGUACACAGGGUGUAGAAUGCUUGUGACUUUGAAACUAAAUAAAGUAAUCCUUGAAGAUACUUCUUCCUCUAUUGCUUUCCCAUCUCUUAAAACUUUGAGCCUUGUAUCUGUGGAGUACCCUGGUGAUGAAUUUGUUAGUAGUCUUUUAUCAAGUUGUCCUGUUCUUGAAGACUUGCACGUGGAACAACGUCCGUAUGACAACGUGACUAUUUUCACCGUUAGAGUGCCUUCUUUAAAGAGUUUGGUAUUAUCGAUCAUCAUGGGUAAGGGUUUUUCAGUGAUAGAUGGGUUUGUGAUAGAUACUCCUUCAUUGGAGUGGUUGGACAUUGUCGAUUAUAGGAAUGCAUUUUGCAUCAUUGAGAAUGAUAUGCCUAAGAUUAUGACGGCAAGGUUUGACGUCAAUUAUAAGCAUCCUGGGGAGAUUCUGCGUUAUAUUACUUCAGUCAAGCGUCUCUAUUUAUGUUUAUUAUUAACUUCGGAGAAUGUGUAUCCUUCUGGUAGCAUCUUCUAUUGUCUUGUACAUUUAAAGAUAUGCACAUGUAUGACAAAGUGGUUGAAUCUACUUAUGUGUAUGCUCAGAGAUUCCCCUAAACUAAAAUCUCUCAAACUCGAACAGUGCCAUAUCCUUCAGGCUUGGCGUCCAUGUUGGAAGGAACCGAACUCAGUUCCUGAAUGUCUGUUAUCGAGUCUAGAAGCUCUUGAAUGGGUAGGAUAUGAAGGAACAGAAGAAGAAAAAGAAGUAGUGGCAUUCAUCUUAAGAAGCGCAAACUGUUUAGAAAAAGUAAGCAUCUGCUCUAAUUCUACAGACCCUUGCAAGAAACUUGAGCUUGUCAAAGAGUUGUUGUUUCUGUCAAGGUGUUCAAGUACCUGUAAUUUUAUAUUUGACUGAAGUUGAUGAGUCAGAAUUGAUCUGAAUCUUAGAUUUUUUUUUCUG